AUGGAGGAGGCUACGCCUGUUGACCCCCCCCCUGCCAUCGCGGCAAGCGAACCAAAACCAUUGCCCAAGGGAAAGCUCUCCCGGAAGCAGCCCCCACGUCCGACACUGUGGUGCGACCAAAGUGUUGAAGCAAUGUUCAAGCUGCGGUACAAGUCUGCUUUGGCUAGCCGAUUUGACUCCAAGAAAAACUACGGCAAUCGAGUAGCGUACGUCAUGCUGGCGACCGAACUUAGCGUCGUCAUGCAGCGGGAAUUUACAGCCAAGCAAGUGCAAGACAAGCUGGCCAAGAUGAAGACAGAAUGGUCUCUCUCCAAGCCAACGUUGCCUGCUCCGACUGGGAACUCUCCCCAGGCCUUUCUGCCGCUGCAUUACGACGUAAUGCUUGAUUAUUGGGGGGAAAAGGCUGGCUUCCGAAGGGAGUCGCUUAUGAGCACUGACGAUGCCAACAACAAUCUCGACAAUGCCCCUCUCGGCGAUGACGAAAGGUAUGUUGGCGAGGAGGCUCAGCAGCCAGAGCAAAUGAAAAAGACGAGUGGGAAAUCAAAAAAGACCAAGUCACCAUCAGAGUCCCUGGAAGCUGGAUUUACUGCCAUCAAGGAGGGAUUAAUGUUUUUGGGGUCUGCGAUGGCUCAACAAACACCUCCCCAUCAACAAACACCUUCCCAUCAAGUCAUGGCUGCAGCGCCAACUCCUGCCACCCAGACGAGCUCUGUGGCUACUCUCGACGACGUUUUGAGUGCCAUAAAGGCUCAAUCAGACACCAUGUCCCAGCUCCUGUCGCACCUCAUUGCCAAAAAGGAUUAA
Messenger RNA from Aphanomyces astaci, 804 nucleotides. RefSeq lists its product as hypothetical. NCBI's taxonomy places the organism in Eukaryota, Oomycota, Saprolegniomycetes, Saprolegniales, Verrucalvaceae. The record is from RefSeq and is a predicted model, not a curated record. The coding region runs from base 1 to 804 and encodes 267 amino acids. The transcript has 4 exons.